Molecule: messenger RNA, 3941 nt
Organism: Suncus etruscus (white-toothed pygmy shrew)
Lineage: Eukaryota; Metazoa; Chordata; Mammalia; Eulipotyphla; Soricidae
Gene: SV2A
Product: synaptic vesicle glycoprotein 2A
Exons: 12
Coding region: 331-2559 (742 amino acids)
Biological process (GO): transmembrane transport; chemical synaptic transmission
Cellular component (GO): membrane
Molecular function (GO): transmembrane transporter activity
Source: RefSeq, a predicted model, not a curated record
UCCUUUUCUCUUCUGCUUUUUCUAGAUCCCCAGAGGUGGGGGAAGAGAAGGUGGUCUUUCUCAGUUCCCUGCUCCUCAGCAUAGCUUCCCACUAGGACUUCCCUUUCAUUUCUGGUGCCCCUGCCCUUGUGCCCCUUCUGGGGGUAUAGACCAGAGCUCUCUCUUUGCUUUCCCCUCCAACACACUCACUGGCCACCCUCCUUUCGCUUCCAUCCUGUACACACAGACAGGUGAACCCAUUUCCUUCUGACAUCACAAGUCCUUGUAAAAAAAAGGCUGCAUAAGGAGCAGGGAGCUAGGUGAUUCUGCAGAAUACCUUCCAGCCCCAUCAUGGAAGAGGGUUUCCGUGACCGGGCAGCCUUCAUCCGGGGAGCCAAGGACAUUGCCAAGGAAGUGAAGAAGCAUGCAGCCAAGAAGGUGGUGAAGGGGCUAGACCGGGUCCAGGACGAAUAUUCCCGCAGAUCCUACUCCCGCUUCGAGGAAGAGGAUGAUGAGGACGAUUUCCCUGCCCCAGCUGACAGCUAUUAUCGUGGGGAAGGGGCCCAGGAUGAGGAGGAAGGGGGCGCGUCCAGUGAUGCCACAGAGGGCCACGAUGAGGACGACGAGAUCUACGAGGGCGAAUAUCAGGGUAUCCCCCGUGCAGAGUCUGGGGGCAAAAGCGAGCGAAUGACAGAUGGAGCAGCUCUGGCUGGAGUGAGGGGGGGAAUAGGCGAUGGGGAGGCCCCCUCUGGAGGCCGGGGGGAAGCACAGCGGAGGAAGGAACGAGAAGAACUGGCCCAGCAGUAUGAAACCAUCCUGCGGGAAUGUGGCCAUGGCCGCUUCCAGUGGACUCUCUACUUCGUGCUGGGGCUGGCGCUCAUGGCUGAUGGUGUGGAGGUCUUUGUGGUGGGGUUUGUGCUUCCAAGCGCUGAGAAGGACAUGUGUCUGUCCGACUCCAACAAAGGCAUGCUAGGCCUUAUCGUCUACCUGGGCAUGAUGGUGGGUGCCUUCUUCUGGGGCGGCCUGGCUGACCGGCUGGGCCGGAGACAAUGUUUGCUCAUCUCGCUCUCUGUCAACAGUGUCUUCGCCUUUUUCUCAUCUUUUGUCCAGGGUUAUGGCACUUUCCUUUUUUGCCGCCUCCUUUCUGGGGUUGGGAUCGGAGGCUCCAUCCCCAUUGUCUUCUCCUAUUUUUCCGAGUUUCUGGCCCAGGAGAAACGUGGGGAGCACUUGAGCUGGCUGUGCAUGUUCUGGAUGAUUGGUGGGGUAUACGCAGCUGCUAUGGCCUGGGCCAUCAUCCCCCACUAUGGCUGGAGUUUUCAGAUGGGGUCCGCUUACCAGUUCCACAGCUGGAGGGUCUUUGUCCUCGUCUGCGCCUUCCCCUCUGUCUUUGCCAUCGGGGCUCUGACCACACAGCCUGAGAGUCCCCGCUUCUUCCUGGAGAAUGGGAAGCAUGAUGAGGCCUGGAUGGUGCUGAAGCAGGUGCAUGAUACCAACAUGCGCGCCAAGGGGCACCCAGAGCGCGUCUUCUCGGUGACCCAAAUUAAGACGAUUCACCAGGAGGAUGAGUUGAUUGAGAUCCAGUCUGAUACAGGGACCUGGUACCAGCGCUGGGGGGUCCGGGCAUUGAGCCUGGGGGGACAGGUCUGGGGAAAUUUCCUUUCCUGCUUUGGACCUGAAUAUCGGCGCAUCACACUGAUGAUGAUGGGCGUAUGGUUUACCAUGUCCUUCAGCUACUACGGCCUGACUGUCUGGUUCCCCGACAUGAUCCGCCACCUCCAGGCUGUGGACUAUGCAGCUCGCACCAAAGUGUUCCCUGGAGAGCGUGUGGAGCACGUGACCUUCAACUUCACUCUAGAGAAUCAGAUUCACCGUGGGGGCCAAUACUUCAAUGACAAGUUCAUUGGACUGCGUCUAAAAUCUGUCAUCUUUGAGGACUCGUUCUUUGAAGAGUGCUAUUUUGAGGAUGUCACAUCCACCAACACGUUUUUUCGAAACUGUACAUUUGUCAACACAGUGUUUUACAACACUGAUCUGUUUGAGUACAAAUUUGUGAAGAGUCGCCUGGUAAACAGCACGUUUCUGCACAACAAGGAAGGGUGUCAGCUCGAUGUGACGGGGACAGGAGAAGGUGCCUACAUGGUCUACUUCGUCAGCUUCUUGGGGACAUUGGCUGUACUUCCGGGGAAUAUUGUGUCUGCUCUGCUCAUGGACAAGAUUGGGAGGCUCCGAAUGCUUGCUGGCUCCAGUGUCAUGUCCUGUGUCUCUUGCUUCUUCCUGUCUUUUGGGAACAGCGAGUCAGCCAUGAUUGCUUUGCUCUGCCUCUUCGGUGGGGUCAGCAUUGCCUCCUGGAACGCGCUGGACGUGUUGACUGUUGAACUCUACCCCUCGGACAAGAGAACCACCGCCUUUGGCUUUCUGAACGCCCUGUGCAAGCUGGCAGCAGUGCUGGGGAUCAGCAUCUUCACCUCUUUCGUGGGAAUCACCAAGGCUGCCCCCAUACUAUUUGCCUCAGCUGCCCUGGCCCUUGGGAGUUCUCUGGCCUUGAAGCUGCCAGAGACCCGGGGGCUGGUGCUGCAAUGAGGGGGCCCCUGGGGCUUCAGGGCGGCAGGCACACUGUGAGAUCAACAGUUCCCUCUCCUGCUCCCUGCCCUGCUCCCCAGCCCCUCAGCCCUCCAUGUUGGUGUCUGAGCCAUGUGAUUAUGUGUGUGUGCUUGUGUAUGGCCCCAUGGGCUGGGACUAAAGGAAGGUGCCAUGGUCCCAGGGCUGGGGUGCAGCUCUUUGGCCCUCUCCUACUACCUUUGACUUCAUAAGAGAAGGCUUGGCCUGGCCCUUCUUCCCAGUGUUAGCCAGAGACCCUCUCUUCCUGGCUCCAGAGCAGGUUUCAUGCCCUCCCAGGCCUUCCCUCUGCCUGGACCCCUCAGAGCACUCAUGCCCUGGGGGGUGGGCAGGGGCUUGUCAUAGACUCGUGUACACCCCAUAGACCAUGAACUUGGGAGUCAGGUGGGAGCCCUCACCCUUCAGCUGGACUCUGGGAGCGUAGCAAUAGCACUCUGUUCCUGGGCUCCACUUUUCUUCUGGGCUGCACUUUCUGGAACAAGUUUUCAGAUUGAUUUCUAGUUCCUUCGGAGGCAGCCCAACAGGACUGUGUGAAUGCGUGUAGACGUGCCAUGGGCAGGGGUACCCCUAGACUAUCCUCAGAUACAGCCAAGGGUACUUUUAAGGGACAUGUGCAUCCCUGUCUCCCAUGGUUACCCUUUAGCUUGUUUCAGUGUUAGACCUGGGAGGAGUCCAGGGCCCACGGUGAUGAGGCCAGAGUAAUGCCUGGAUGGGGCCUUACCCCUGGCUGUGCCAGGCCCAACCCAACCUGGAGCUCAACUGGGACCCCAGAGGGAGAGUUCCAGGGCAAACCAGUGGGUCAAAAGCACAAGGAGGAGCUGCAGCCUGGAAGCUCCUCCAGAGAGGCCAUGUUUCAGCAGUCAGACAGGGACCCCUGUGCAGAGGACCAAGCCUUUUUCCCAUCUCAUUUCCACACCUCUGGCCCUGUAGGCUAAGCUGCUCCUGCCCCGCCUGCCUCCCUGUGGUCACUUCUCUGGUGCCCCCUCCCACUAUAGCUGUGAUGUGUUGUAGUUUUUAGCUGUUUGUAAAAAUGUUUAAAAAAAAGUUAAAAGGAUAAAAGUACAAACAACCACACAAAACAAGAAAAUCCAAAUUCACUUUCCUCUUGCUGUGUCUGGCACCCCCAGCUCAUGGCCACACCUGUUUUGUGGCCCCAGGUGGUAACUGUCUGUUGUCUGUGCCCAGGACUGCCAUGUUCCCUCCCUGCUGGACUCAGCAUCUUCCUGUAGCCCCCGGAGGGAUUCUCCAUCUUUCUGCUCUCCUGGGGACCCUAAAUACAACAUGUCAAUGUGAAAAAUGAAAACUAAUCAUGAAAAAUAAAAAGGAAAUAUCUUUCCAAUCCAGAA